This is a messenger RNA of Camarhynchus parvulus, 2996 nucleotides long. It is a transcript of the gene SYTL1, whose product is annotated as synaptotagmin like 1. Gene Ontology annotation, molecular function: neurexin family protein binding; small GTPase binding. NCBI's taxonomy places the organism in Eukaryota, Metazoa, Chordata, Aves, Passeriformes, Thraupidae. Gene Ontology annotation, biological process: intracellular protein transport; exocytosis. Gene Ontology annotation, cellular component: exocytic vesicle; plasma membrane. The record is from RefSeq and is a predicted model, not a curated record.
GCGCUGACGCCGCCCGGUUCAGCCCAGUUGAGCCCAGUUGAGUCCCGUCCGGCGGGCGCUGCCGCCUCCAGUCCCUGCUUUGGCGCCGCCGGGCGCGGAGGCGCUCGCAGGGCUGCGGUUGAGUCACCCCGGGCACAGCCGGGGCACCGCUGGGGGCACGGAGACCCCCGCAGCUGGGCAGGUGGUGGCUCUGUUCCGGGGUGGGGGAACCCCCCCGUGUGUGGCGGUAAACAGGAUACGAGCGGCUGCGGCGGGGAGACAGCGGCAGCAUCACCCCUGCCCCGGGCAGAGCCGCGGGAUGAGCGGGGGGGAUCCCCCCCAGCUGCCCCCAGCUGCCCCUCGGGAUGCUGGCAUCGCUGGUGCACGCCCGGCGCGCUGAGCCGCCCGAGUCCCCGCGCUGUCCCCGCGCGGUCCCCGCGCUGUCCCCGCCGCCCCGCAUGGCGCUGCAGCCCGAGCCGCCGCUGGACCUGAGCUUCCUGACGGAGGAGGAGCGCAGCUGCAUCGCCCGGGUGCUGCAGCGGGACUGGCAGCUCCGCCGGCGGGAGGAGGGCCGCAUCAGCAAACUCCGCAAGUCGGUGUCGGACCCGGCGCGGCUGCGGAGCCUCACCGGGGACUGGUUCAGCGACGCCCGCGCGCAGCGCCACCAGCACCCGCUGGGCUCCGACCUGGUGCGAGCCUCCAUCCGCCGCAGGAGGCGGCCCCGGGGACCGGGGGAGUUGGAGCGCGGCCUCAGCCUGGAGGCCAUCGAUGAGCCGCUGGCAGAGGAGAGGGAGGAUGAGGAUGGUGCCUUGGAGACGGACGAGAGUUCCCCCGCCGAGGAGGUGCAGGAGGCCACUGAGCCCCAGCCCAGCCCCCCCGGCCCGGCUGCGGAGGGGACCCCGGGCUCACAGCCCGCGCUGCAGGGUGAUCCCCCGAGGGAGCAGGAGAGCCCGGCCCAGCCAGGUGACCCGGGGGGUCCCUCCCUGGGCUCGAGCAGCACCGAGGAGGAUGAGGAGGAGGAGGAGCCAGACUCGGCGCAGAGCAGCCACAGCGCUGGGCAGAGACCAGAGACCCCCCAGACGGAUCAGACGCCCCCAGACUCACUGUCCCCACAGAACGGCCACACCCCCCCGAGGCUGCUGAGCACCAGCUCCUCCGUGUCCAGCCUCAGCUGCCCGCAGCUGAGCGGGAGCCUGAUGAGCCUGUACAGCGAGGGGGAGCUGGGCAGGGUGCCCGUGCGGGGCUGCGUGCAGUUCUCCCUGCACUACCAGGCGGCCGAGAAGGAGCUGCAGGUGCACGUCCUGCGCUGCCGCCAGCUGGCCGAGGCCAAGAAGCAGCGCUCGGACCCGUACAUCAAGACCUACCUGCUGCCCGACAAGUCCAACCGCAGCAAGCGCAAGACCGCGGUGAGGAAGAGGAGCUUGGACCCCGUCUUCAACGAGACCCUCAAGUACAAGCUGGAGAAGAGGGAACUGCAGGGCCGGACCCUGAACCUGUCCGUGUGGCACCACGACAGCCUGGGCAGGAACCUCUUCCUGGGCGAGGUGGAGGUGGCCCUGGGCACCUGGGACUGGGCCAACACGCGGCCCGAGUGGUUCAGUCUGCAGCCACGGAUGCCCAUCCCCUCGGACGGCCUGGCCAGCCGUGGCAGCCUCAACCUGGCCCUCAAGUUCAUCCCCGCCGGCUCAGAAGGAGCGGGGAUGCCACCCACGGGCGAGCUGCACAUCUGGGUGAAGGAUGCUCAGAGCCUCAUCCCGCUGCAGAGCGGCACCGUGGAUGCCUUCGUGCAGUGCUACGUGCUGCCCGACGACAGCAAGGCCAGCCGGCAGAAGACGCGGGUGGUGAAGCGGAGCCUGAACCCCCUCUUCAACCACACCAUGGUGUACGACGGCUUCCAGGCCAGGGACCUGGCCGAGGCCUGCGCCGAGUUCACCCUCUGGCACCACGAAGCCUUCUCCAAGCGCCAGCUGGGCGGCAUCCGCCUCAGCCUGGGCACCGGCAGCAGCUACGGGCUGCCCGUGGGCUGGAUGGACUCCACGGCCGAGGAGCAGGGCGUGUGGAAGCAGCUGCUGCAGCAGCCCGGGCGCUGGGUGGAGGCGCUGCUGCCGCUGCGCACCAACCUGGUGCCCCGGGGGUAGCGCCAGCCCCGCGGAGCAGCUGCUGCCAGCGGGACUGUGGGCUCUGUGCGGGCUGGGCUCUGCGCCCUCCCCUCCAGCAGCAAUGAAGGGGCACCAGAGGGCACAGCUGGCAGCUUUGUAUUGCUGGGGGCACGUCUGGCAGCUUUGUAUUGCUGGGGGCACGUCUGGUGGCUGUUCAUUGCACUGGCCAGCUCCCCCUGCCUCCUCCCUCCGCUGUGGGGCUGGAGCUGCUGCGUCCUGCUGCUCCCAGUGUGGGGCUGUGCCCUCCAUCCCCGUCCUUCAGCCCCUGGCGUGGGGGCCCUGCUCUGCCAGGGUGCCCCUUCCCUUACUGGGGUACCCCACGCUGGGCUGCCCCGUCCCCUGGGGCUCCCUCACUGGUUCCCAGGCACUGGGAGGGCUGGAGUCGCUUGUGGCCACCCACCAAUCCCACCCUGUGGCAGAACAGCCAAAUCCACAGAGGUGUUUUUGCUGUCCCAGGACUGCUGGGGCUGGGCGUGACAAUGACACGGACACCAGAAAUUACAGGAAAUUCCUUUAUUGGUUUCUGUCCCCCUGUUCCAGCUGGGGCUCUGCCCGGUGCGGGGCUGGGGCCACCAAGGGUCCCCCAGUGCCACCCGUGGCCGUGUCCCCCGGUCCCUGCGUGCCCGGGGCGUCUGGCAAGCACAGGGUGGGGGCCCAAGGUGGAAUUCAGGGCUGGAGGGCCCCCCCAGCCCCGCUGCACCCCUGGGAGCAGCCGGGGGGGCCCAGAGCCCCGGAGCAGCCCAGGCACCGUGCAGGGCUGGGGGCGCCCAUCCCACCCUGGGGUCCUGGCCUUGCAUAGUGGUGGUGCGGGGGCUGUGCAGGGGGACACCAGCGGCGGCCUCUUCACCUGGGGGGGCC